AUGGAUACCGCCGAAUACGAUACCAAUACUCUACUUAUCAACAACAUCGCUUCUAUCGCCUUUCGUAUUUAUGAGCCGCCCUCCGAUCCCUUCCCCAGCCUCGCUUCGGCUGCUCUCGACAUAGAGGAUGAGCUAAGGCAGGGUGGCCAUGUUGUCUUGUUCGACAGUGACCGACGCGGCCUUUGGCACUUCCAGCUGCUGGGAAAGGAGGGCCACGACGAGGUCAACAGCAACACCCUCGAAACGACGCUCAAUAUCCGCGGGAUUGAGCUUGCCGUUGUAGAGGAGGGCAUUCUGGAGCCCGCAAGCUUCCAAAAGCCCCCAUCUCAGCAACAGCAAGCGAUCCAGACGCCAACCAGCUCCAUCUCCAGCGCAUCGGCUCUCGACCAAUCUCUGCGCAAUACGUUUACCUCGGCCACGCAAACCACCGGCUCGAGUUCGCAAGCCCAGGAAACCAAAACCGUGUACGAGAAUUUCAUCACUGCCCUCCUCUUGUCCAUAUCAUCCGCCUUUUGCAGUCGCACUGGCGCGAUUCCCCUCAACUAUCGAACGAUUCUGCUUCCAUCUGAUCCGCUGGCAAUCAACAGCCUGCACGAUUCUCAAGCCUCGCAGUGUCCGGUUUUGGCUACCCUCAAGGCUUACUUGACAACAACCGGUGCUUUGGUGAUCAACUUCGCCGUCUCUCGCUGCAGGGGACUCUCAUCACUCGCCAACCUUGUUGCCACCAACUUUGCGCAAUCUAGCGCUCCCAUUCUCGCGGCUCCAUUCGGAGUUGUGGCGAACAAUCAGGUAUCCACCAGCGGCGAGGCCGGCACGGCAAGUUUGGCACAGACUCCCAACACCCAAGCGUUCAGUGUUCGCGUCGGAUCUGAUGCUCGUGACUCGUCAUGGAAGCAGGCUUGCCUCAACAUUCUAAAGCUGCGGGGCGUUGCGUCGUCGAGUUUGGCCGACUGCAUUUGGGUGAACCUUUGCGUCCCCAACCCUAGGCUUCAAGAUGCCAAAAGCGAGACUAAGCGGGCGCAAGCCCCAGGUUCUACCAUCACGAUACCCUGGCCGGGGCAACUCUGUUUUCGCAAGAAGACGGUCGAAGUGUCAUCGACGAGCCGGGUGGGUGACACGCUCUUCAGCGGCAACGAGGAAAGCCACGAUCCCUUGGGCAACGCUAAAGUGUGGUUCACUUCAGCCUCCGAUAGGGAUGAGAAGAUGUCGAAGAGAAAGGCCGAGCGGGCCCUCGCAUCGAAAGAGGCCCUUGCCGCGGAGUCACGCGCGGCGAAGCCAAGUGCGCCGUCGCCCGUGGCCGUCCGGCGACCGAGCACAGCGGCCGCCUGCACCAUCUAUCCGACUCCGCCUGACGGCAACCCGCUCUCCGCGGUGCCUCCUGCCGACACAGACCCUGCUCCCUUCAAUGCGAACCACGUAGGCGAUGCGUUCGACGUUGGGCCAGACACGAACGAGCCAAAGCGCCAGCGCAGCGAGAGUAAUCUGCUCGGUGAAGCUGACCAUAUGUUCAGCGACAUGGGAGGGGACAUGUUUGGUGAUCACGACAUAACCGAGGCCGACUUCAACUUUUUCGAUGAGCAACCAGGCGACCUGGACCUGGAUGUCCCAAUGGCUGAUGUGAUUGCGGCGAACCGGAGCAGUGACGCAGCCGUCAAGACUGAGCAAGACGCCGCCGAUGCCGCGAACCGGACCAAGGUUGCAGCUCUCCCGGAGCGAAAUAUGGUGGUCUUUGCCAAGCCGGAACUGAAGCAUGCUAGAAGCUCUAGGAACGAGGCCUCUGGCUCGCGAGGCCGAGACACGCCUUCCGGUUCCGUGAAGCGCGAGCCCAGCCCUUUCGAUCCGCACACUGUAUUCAAGCGAGUGCGAGCGUCCCUGGCAAUCACUGGGCAUGGGCCUGGUGUGAAACCAUGCGAUUCUACCCGAGCGACGAGGAUAUUUGACACUAUGAAUUUCGACCCGUCACUCCCCAUGAUUAACAAAAAAUACGAGCAGGGUGGACAAUUCGAUUACAGGAAGAUAUCGAGCUUGGAGAAACCUAGGCUCGAGCAGGGAAUCCUGCCGGAAACUGACUAUCUGAAGCGGCAUGGAAAGCAGGGCAAGAGAUCGAGAGAUCGCCACUUCAACGCCGAGUCUUUGAUGAGAGGUCUGACCGGGUUGGAGCCGCCCGCGUCGCAUCCAAGCCCGACAAGAAACGAGGGGUCCUUGUCAGACGACUAUGACAGCAGCGUUGGAUCUGACCAGGACGAUUCAAGCUACACUACCGAGGAGCCCGCCUCGCCUCUGAAAUCGAGUGUCAAGCUGCUGACCUUGGACGACGACGCUGCGUCUCCGGUGCCAUCUCUCAGAGACUCUGAGCCGACGGAAGAGCCCGACCAGCAGCUUGCUAUGGAGUUGCCACGACUCGCCAAACCAGAGUCUCCGGAACUGCCGCUAUCCCUGCUCUUCCUAGAUCCUGAGCCGCUAUCUCUUGAACUGUCUCUCGGCGACGAAGACCUGAUUCAAGUUGCACAGAUACUGACUGACCAGGCUGCUACAGGCUCACUGGAUAUCCUCAACGGACAAGAGGGGACAAAGGUGCUACCAUCCACAAAUCUCUGGCAGCCAACUCGACUACCUCCUCGCCCGAUUCCUGUCCGCCGAUCGGAAACGAAGCUGUCUGUUCUUCCGUCGGCUGUGCUGUUCUGGGAAAGUCUUGGCCUUGCACCUUCGUCUGGUGGUAAGAACGUGAAUGCCGUCUGCGUGUUCCCCGGCUGGAACGGCAUGGCGGACAACGCCAAGACUUUUAUGGGUUGCCUGAAAAGUGUGUACGAGACGCUCAAGCUUGGCUCGUUUGAGAGCAUCACCCUACCAGGCGAACUGGAAGACGGCCUCCUACGCAUGGGAACUGUGCUGGGAGCAAUCUCAAAAUUGCAGGCCACGGCCGCAAAUAUCGUUAUUUAUUUUGUUUACCCUCCGCAUAACCCGGGAAUCAUUGUCGAGGCUUGCGUCGCCUUUCAGGGCGUCUUCGACUCGUAUCGAAAAAGCCCGGCAGCCUGGCGAGAGGCUGUACCGAACGAGUUGGUUUUGCAGCUGAUCUCGACCAGCUUGCUCUCGUCACCAACGGCUGUGGUGGUGACGCCUGCACCGGAGCUCAUCAAGAUCUGCAUGGAGACGUACGACCGAUGCACCUUGUUUGGCGGCCCAAUGCCCGCGCCGGCCAUUAAACUGGAACAGCCGCUGCCGCGCAUCAUUGAUUUCAAGCUCACAAUGUCACCGUCGGCGUCACUCAUCCGAGAGAACUCGUGUAUCCACGUUGCUUAUGCGCAAAGUGUUGACGAGCGGUGGAUCACAGCAGCCUGGACAGACGAUCGGGGCAAUCAACAGGAAACUGCAUCUUACUGCCUGAGUCGAAAGGGUCGGCCCCAAUCGCGGUCUACUAGCGAAGUGGCCCAUGAGAUAUGGGAGUCGACGCUGGAUCUGAUAUCCGUGUGGAAAGUCCAUUGGCGCGUUGUUAUCACGAAAUGCGGACCCAUGAAUCAACAGGAAAUUGACUUUUGGGCAGACCUGGCCCGGACAGAGAUCAAGGCUUCGGUGACGAUGAUACUGAUGACGGUUGACACGAACCCGUCGCUGCAACUGAUACCGCCGCUGGUCAAGCUGCCGCAGCCGCCGGCUCUCUUCUACACGACACCCGUGUCGACGCCGCAAGCAAACAUUGUAUCGCCUGAACAGAGCGGAACGCCGGCAACACCGGCCCGCGAUGCGAACGCUGCGGCUGCGACCCCCGGUGCAGACGGUGGGGGCGAGUCGGAAUACGAAGCUGUCCUAUCAGAUGUGACUGACCAGACGUGGGGGGCCGUGGUAGGCCAUCGGCUCAACAACUCGUCGAGCGUUGUCGAUGUUCAUCCUGCCCUGGCCAGCGGCUACCUGAUCAAGCGCACGGGCAUCCGGGUCGAAGACGCACCGGCUUUGAUGGAAGUUAAUCUCGCACACACAGACGCCACCCCCCGGGCUUAUGAACCACUCCUUAGAGAAAUGUUGAGCUACUUCCGGGGAUUGGGGACUCUGGCGCGGGCGAGGGGAGUUGUGCAGCGAGAGACAGACGUUCGCCCUUGGCAUAUCGCAGCCGCCGAGAAGGGCGCGAGGGCCUUGUAUCUUCUUAUGUGA
Molecule: messenger RNA, 4146 nt
Organism: Hirsutella rhossiliensis
Lineage: Eukaryota; Fungi; Ascomycota; Sordariomycetes; Hypocreales; Ophiocordycipitaceae
Product: mediator of RNA polymerase II transcription subunit 13
Exons: 7
Coding region: 1-4146 (1381 amino acids)
Biological process (GO): regulation of transcription by RNA polymerase II
Cellular component (GO): mediator complex
Molecular function (GO): transcription coregulator activity
Source: RefSeq, a predicted model, not a curated record